GUGUUCUCGACUCUGGAUGUCCAUUGUCGGGGUUUAUCUCGUACUCAUUCCCCCAACGACAAAAGCGUGGGCAUCUUACAUAUGGGGAUGAUGGGUGCAAUUUCCUCCACCUCUCAACCUCGCGACUCGCCGAAGACCCGAAACUGCAACCCGAUAAGCCAUGCCUCUCGACCCUUCAGUAGCCACCCUGGUUCGGGUUCGAAUCAGCAAACCCCCGACUGCGGCGAUGGAUUUCGAGGACAUCAUCGAGGAACUUGCCAAGGCAGCCAAGCCUCUCCUCGACGCUCCCGGUCACCGACAAAGCGCUUGGGGUUUGCUGCAGUCUGAUCAUGCCACCUUCAUGCUGUGUUCAUUCUGGGACGACCUCGCAGCCGUCAGCGGCUUCAGGACCUCGGCCGCAGCGGAGACAAUGGGACACAACCUUGCCAUCUUGGGAGAUGACCACCCUGACGCUCCUUCGGUGGCGCUCACCACGGUAGACUUCGGAGGCAGCCUUGAUUCGCAGGCAGUCUUGCGCCGCCACACUCAGAUCCGCCGCGUGUACUUCCCGUCUCCGGUCUCGGACGCGGCGCGCACGGCCGUUCGGCGUCUCCCGGGACUUGUGUACCGCUAUGGAGUGGGCAUCUCGGGCCAGGAUCGCCUUGGGAGGGAUACGCAGAGGGCGUACCACAGGGUGCCGGCGGUCGGGUGGUUCGUGGCGGAGGAGAUGCUGGGAGAACGUGCCGAGGAGGGGAGGGUUACAACGAAGCAAUGGGACGGGAAGGAAUGCGACGAGUUAGUGUGCGUUAUGUUUUGGAAGGAUGGGGAGCGUGAGCGGAAAUUCUUGGAGGAAGAGCGGCUCCCCGUUACCGUACCCGGGAGUGAGCCAGGCACCGCGGUUUGGGUUCGCGACAUGUCGUUGAUGGAGGAGUGGGAGGGGAAACUGGAAGAGGCUGGUGCGGUGGGCUGGGAGGAUGAAUAUGUGGAUUUCUGUGUGGUUUGACACGGGCCAGAUUUCUCUCCCUUACUUUUGUAUUCCAUUUUUCUGGUACUGGUUUAACAUGCAUGGACAUUUCCUACAUACACGAGGUAGGCAGGUAGUAAAGAGAGCCAAGGGCAGUACAACAGCAGUAAAUUGGCGAUCAAGGCAAAAGAUAUCGUCGUACAGAAUGAGCUUCAACCGUCACCGUCCACGGUUCUCAGUCCCACUUUAGAGCAGCCUGUCAACCACACCGUUUUCAUCGGG
Messenger RNA from Chaetomium strumarium, 1225 nucleotides. RefSeq lists its product as uncharacterized. The transcript is spliced from 2 exons. NCBI's taxonomy places the organism in Eukaryota, Fungi, Ascomycota, Sordariomycetes, Sordariales, Chaetomiaceae. The record is from RefSeq and is a predicted model, not a curated record. The coding region runs from base 161 to 982 and encodes 273 amino acids.